Molecule: messenger RNA, 2454 nt
Organism: Cavenderia fasciculata
Lineage: Eukaryota; Evosea; Eumycetozoa; Acytosteliales; Cavenderiaceae
Gene: cdh1
Product: WD40 repeat-containing protein
Exons: 3
Coding region: 1-2454 (817 amino acids)
Biological process (GO): positive regulation of ubiquitin protein ligase activity; positive regulation of anaphase-promoting complex-dependent catabolic process; anaphase-promoting complex-dependent catabolic process
Cellular component (GO): anaphase-promoting complex
Molecular function (GO): anaphase-promoting complex binding; ubiquitin ligase activator activity; protein binding
Source: RefSeq, a predicted model, not a curated record
AUGGAUCAAUUCAUUCGUUCUGUAGGAUUGGGUCGUUUGUCCAAUGUCUAUAUUACAUUUGCAUUCGAACAAUCAUCCCAAUCCUACAGAAAAAUGGAUAGAAUCUACUCAUUAAUAAUUAUCUUUUUAAUUUGUUUAAAGAAAAGAAAAAGAGAUAAGAGUACAAAUAGAUCAUUUUUAUUCCAAACAAAAAGAACAUAUCAUACAAUGUUUCAUUCAGAGUAUGAAUCGAGACUAAAGUCUCCUUCUAGAUCAUCACCUUCCAAGACAAAGAAUAUGACUCCCUCUUCUUCCUUGACCCCUUCCUCUUCCUCGAUAUACCAAGACCUCAUUCGAGAAAACCCUCCCAUAGCUCCCCCAAACUUUUAUUCUUGUAUUCAAGAUCCAUCAUCUAAUAACAAUAACAAUAACAACCAAGAAGAAGAUGAAAAUACAAACUAUAAUAAUAAUAAUAAUAAUAAUAAUAAUAAUAAUAAUAAUAAUAAUAAUAAUAAUAAUGUUAAACUCAUUAGUAAACAAUCUAUUCAUUUUGCCAAUGAAGAUACUUAUGGCGAUCGUUUUAUUCCGGUUCCGGUUGGCACCGAAUCGCAUUGUAAAUUUUCAACCAUCGAUUGCAAUUCACCUCGAAAAGGAGGUGGAGAUAAACUAUCAUUGAACCAACAACAACAACGUAGUAACAACCAUAUUAAUCAUAUCAACAACAACAACACCAACAAUAAUAUCAAUAACAAUAAUAAUACUAAUCAUCUUUUAAAUGGACAAUCAAACAAUAACAAUACUGGUGGAUUAUUAAAUGGUAAUGGUUCAAAUGGUAGUUAUAAUAAUGGUGGUUUAAACAAUCCAAGAGAUGAAAGAACCUUUGCAUACAAUCUUAUUUUAAAGAAUGAGAUAUUGGGAUCACACUCUUCUCCAUUGCUAUCAAUGGAUCAAUCAUCUGCCAUACGUUCAUUUGACCCAUUUUCCACAAAUAAUAUCCUUCAUACCCUCUCUUCAUCCGUCGCAACCUCCUCCUCAUCCUCCUCCUCAUUGUUGUCUGUAAAUAGCGUAUCCCUCACCUCACCCACCUCUCACUCUGCCUCUACCACUGCACCCAUCAUAUCUUCACCGUCGCCGUUGUUGAUCAACAGCUGUCUCUUGUCUCCAUCAUCAAUGCAACAACAACAACAAGAGCCAUCUAUCCUACAAUUCAAAUCAAAGAGUCGUGCUAGUAGUAGUGCGUGUUUGGAUGUUCACUCACCCUACUCUUUGUCUCCACUCAGUGGCAACUCUCAAAAGUUAUUGUCGUCUCCGCGCAAACCUCAACGCAAGAUCUCCAAAGUGCCAUUCAAGGUACUGGAUGCACCCGCUAUUUCAGACGACUUUUACCUCAACCUUGUCGACUGGAGCAGCCAAAACGUGCUCGCUGUCGGCCUUGAAAAGAGUGUCUAUUUGUGGAACGCAGUCAACAGCCAAGUAUCCAAGUUGUGCGACUUUUCACAAGAUGACAAUGUCACCUCGGUCAGUUGGAUCGAGCGCGGUACACACCUGGCUGUCGGCGGCAACGACGGUAUUGUUCAAAUCUGGGACGUGACCAAAAAGAAAAAGAUCCGCGAGCUCCAAGGCCACUCGGCACGUGUCAACACGAUGGCCUGGAACAGCCACCUCCUCUCCACCGGCUCCAAAGACCGCUCCAUCCUCCACCACGACGUUCGUGACAGUUCCAACUAUGUCUGCAAGCUACUCGGCCACCGCAACGAGAUUUGCGGUCUCAAAUGGUCCCCAGAUGGCCAACAACUUGCAAGUGGUGGAAAUGAUAAUCUACUAUGUGUUUGGGAUCAUUCAAUGAAUCAAUCAUCUUAUUUAAAUAAUAAUAACAAUAAUAAUAACAAUAAUAAUUAUAACUAUAGUAGUAGUAGUAAUAAUAAUAGUAAUUAUAGUAAUAAUAAUCAAAAUAAUAAUAGUAGUAGUUUUUCAUCGCCAUCAUCAUCAAACUCAAUUUGUAACAAACCAUUGUAUCAAUUUAAAUUUCACAAUGCAGCAGUCAAGGCUAUUGCAUGGUCACCACAUCAAAGAGGAUUAUUGGCAUCGGGUGGUGGAACACAUGAUAAGUGUAUUCGCUUCUGGAAUACUGGUACGGGUGCAUCGUUGCAGUCAAUUGACACGGGUUCGCAGGUAUGCAACUUGGCGUGGUCCAAAAACGUCAAUGAACUCGUCAGCACACACGGAUACUCGCAAAACCAAAUCACUGUGUGGUCGUACCCCAGCAUGACCCCUGUCACUACUCUUAUUGGCCAUACUAGUCGUGUAUUGUAUCUUGCCGUGUCCCCCGACGGCACCUCGAUCGUCACUGGCGCCGGCGACCAAACCCUCCGUUUUUGGAAUCUUUUCCCAAGUUCAAAAGAAAGUUCCGUCUUUUACAACUCUCCAAAUUCUCUAGACACCCUUUAUAAAUCAGAGUUGGGAAUCAUUAGAUAA